Messenger RNA from Tribolium madens (black flour beetle), 620 nucleotides. RefSeq names its product stress-associated endoplasmic reticulum protein 2. Gene Ontology annotation, biological process: endoplasmic reticulum unfolded protein response. The record is from RefSeq and is a predicted model, not a curated record. The transcript is spliced from 2 exons. The coding region runs from base 119 to 313 and encodes 64 amino acids. Gene Ontology annotation, cellular component: endoplasmic reticulum. Lineage: Eukaryota; Metazoa; Arthropoda; Insecta; Coleoptera; Tenebrionidae.
UCUCUCCUCCCACCACACUUUUCGGACCGCUGACUUACGGCACGGACGUGUCAAAAACGCGUGUGUAUGUUUUUCUGUUGAAUUAUUUCCACUUUUCCAUAUUUUUUUACUCUGAACAAUGGCUCCCAAACAAAGGAUGCGUUUCGCCAACGAAAAGGCCAGCAAAAACGUGAUGUUGCGAGGGAAUGUGCCCAAAUCAUCGAAGCAACAAAGUGAAAACUCGCCAGUAGGACCUAUGAUCUUGGCUCUGUUCAUCUUCGUCGUGUGUGGAUCGGCGAUUUUCCAGAUCAUCCAGUCCAUUCGGAUGGCGUAGGUUAGACUUCCCUCAAAGGCUCAAUUCCUAUCGUGUAUAAAUCCGUGUUCUAUUCAAUUAUUGCAUUUUGUUGUUUUCUAUUUACUUAUUUUGUAAAUUUAUCGUAUGUGAAAUAUAAUUUUAACAGAAUUUUUAUCAUGUAUAAAGCGUAUUUUUACAUAAGUUGUACUAGAAUUGAAAGGUUCUAUUUAUCGCACAGAUGCCUAUAAUGAGAUUCUUUAUAACCAUUCCAUGCUUAAUUUUAGGAGACAAUUUGUGUAAUAAUUACUAUAUUUUCAAUGAAUAGGUAUUAAAUUAUUGAGUUAAA